AUGGCAGCACAACAGUCCGGUGCGGCUUCCCAGGGUCAAGCUCCUAUCAAGGAGACCGACCAAAGUGGUGCCAUCCCAAGAGGCACAGCUCCGAUCAAUGAGACCUACUAUCACUGCAGCGGGCCGGCAACAGCGUUUGAGAAGAUGUUCGACCCUCGUGUCUGUUCGUACGGCCACCUGUUCAAGCACUUACAGCCCACGAUCGAGCAGGCAAAGAAGCCGCACGGUGACGGAGAGCAGGCGGCGAAUCUCAUUCAUGAGGCAAUUCACACCGUCGUUGCAAAGCCAGAUUGUAAAGGCGUCGAGCAUAUCGUACUAACGACUAUCGACGCUGACGGUCAAGGGACUGGAGGACUCUUGCAGUGUUCGGGCUGCACUGGUGUUGCGCCGGGCGGCACAUUGAGACAAGAUAUUGUGACGGAUAUGAUCCACGCCGGGGCACUGCAUUUCAAGCAGAACCUUGAUCGACAGCAUGGGAACGUGUAUGAGGCACUGCGCGUGUAUAACUCCGGGAGUAUUGCGAGCGAUGGAGAUCUGGCUAGUCCGAAAAGCGUGGGGACCCCGUCUUAUGUGACUGAUAUCGCGAAUUGGUUGCAUGGGUGGAUCGACGGGCGAAACGCUUGA
This is a messenger RNA of Exophiala viscosa, 624 nucleotides long. RefSeq lists its product as uncharacterized. NCBI's taxonomy places the organism in Eukaryota, Fungi, Ascomycota, Eurotiomycetes, Chaetothyriales, Herpotrichiellaceae. The record is from RefSeq and is a predicted model, not a curated record. The coding region runs from base 1 to 624 and encodes 207 amino acids. The transcript has 4 exons.